AACAAAGCUCUCCAAGAGGAAUCCGAUUUCCUCAGAAAGGCUGCAGUACACAAAGGAACGCAUGGUUGAGAAACAAAACAAAGCUUCCUGAGGACGCCCUCUUAAAGGAUCCAGCACACAAAGGACUGCUGGGUCACUGCGAGAAUUCCCCAAUCUUCCUUCUUUCCCUGCUGCCUCUCCCAGAAGUCUCGCGAUGUCCAGCAGAGGAGGGGGGCGGAGGAGCGAGAAUUCUAGACUUCCGGCUCACUCCAGUCAGUCGUCGCCUAGGCGGUUCGGUCCAGUUGUCCUCGCGUUGCUGCUGUUGCGGUACCAACUUACCCCCGCCCCCCUCAGUUCCCGGUCCUUUUCCCUUGCGUAGGAUCCCCGCGCUGCGGCUCCUGCGUCCCUCACCCUGGGGCCCGGGGCCUGCGCGGCCUGCACCGCGGGGCUGGGGGCGGCCCCAUUCCCGCCUCGGCCCCCUGGGACUCGAUGAGGCACAGCCUGACGAAGCUGCUGGCGGCCUCGGGUAGCGGCUCCCCGGCCCGGAGCGGGAGCCCAGCGCCGGCGCCCUCCCCGGCCUCGGGCUGUCUGCGCCCCCCGGGCCUAGCCCGGGUGGCGGCCGGGGAGGAGGGAGGCGGCGGCGGCAGCGGUAGCGGUAGCGAGGAGGAGGAGGAAGAAGGGGACGGGCCUCCGCGGCGGCAGGAGGGCGCCCCGGAGGCCGCGCCUGCUGAGGAGAAGAUGGAGGAGGAGGAGGAGCCGCCCGCGGCCGGCGCCCGCCCCGAAGAGCCGGAAGACAUGGACUUUCUGUCGGGUCUUGAACUGGCUGAUCUGCUGGACCCCAGGCAGCCUGACUGGGACCUGGAACCGGGUCUUAGCUCGCCGGGGCCGCUGUCCUCGGGGGGCGGCUCGGACAGUGGCUGCCUGUGGCGGGGUGACGACGACGAUGAGAUGGCGGCCGCGGCCGCUGAGAUGCAGCGCUUCUCGGACCUGCUACAGAGAUUGGUGAACGGCGGCGGCUCCGGCUCGGGCGGGGGUAGCAGCAGUAGCGGCGACGGCGGCGGCAGCAGCGGAGGUUCCGGUGGAGGCGGCGAGAGAAGACGGAGGAAGAACCCAGGAGCGGGAGGCAGCGACAGCGGCAGCGGUGGCGGCAGCCACAGCCCGGCGGCGGCCAAGAGCCCCCGCAAAGCGGCCGCCGCCGCGGCCCGGCUCAACCGGCUGAAGAAGAAGGAAUACGUGAUGGGGCUCGAGAGCCGUGUUCGGGGCCUGGCCUCCGAGAACCAGGAGCUGCGGGCCGAGAACCGGGAGCUGGGCAAGCGCGUACAGGCACUGCAGGAGGAGAGCCGCUACUUGCGGGCGGUGCUCGCCAACGAGACCGGGCUGGCGCGGCUCCUGAGCCGGCUGAGCGGCGGGGGACUGCGACUGACCACCUCCCUCUUCAGGGACUCGCCUGCCGGGGACCACGACUAUGCCCUUCCCCUGGGCGAGCGGCGGCAACAAGAAGCUUUGGAGGACGAGGACCCUGCGGGAGGUGUAUGUCUCCACGUGGACAAGGAUAAAGUGUCGGUGGAGUUCUGCUCGGCGUGUGCCAGGAAGGCAUCGUCUUCUCUUAAAAUUUUCUUUUUUAGGUGAUUUCCUCCCUGCCAGGCUCCGUUGUAGGGGUUACAGAACAGUCGUACCCGCCUCACAACCUGUGGAUACAGCUGUUGGGGCAGAAGAGACGGGACCAGCUGCUGGCCACAUUUCCUGCUUUAUUUUAAAAGCUUAGCAGUGUCUGCAAAAACGAAUCUUUUCCUACAACCUGUAACUGACUGGACUGAUGGUAACAAAGUAGUUGUGGGAGCCUUAUCGGUCACAAAUUUUGGCAUCUGCUGAAACAUGAAUGCCAUUUCAAGUCCCCAAAUUACUUCUAUACUGAUUUUACUUUCCUGAAGUGGAGAUUUGAAAAGAUUAUCUGGAAUCCUUGAAAGACUUAAUAGAAACAAAUGAGACUAUUGGAUUAAUUUUUGGAUAAAAUAUUGUCUUUCAGAGGAGUCAUAAUUCAGUUCUUUGCAGUACCCUUUAAAAUUGGAACUGCCCAUUGGACAAGAAAAUUAUAUAUUCUUUUACCUAGCAUUUCAGUUUCUUUAGGAAGGAGUGCAGACUAGUGAAAUACAUUUUGGAAAAUAGGAUUAAGUUAACAGGCCAUCAAUGGUUGUACGGUGUACAUAAUUUGUGCUCACUUAACUGUAUGUAACAUGGCAGUCUAUGUGAAGCUGAUGCAUUAACUUUUGCUGAACUUAGUAAAAUAAUGCAGAGUUCAGUAUUUGGAGGGUAGACCUUUUAUAGAUGUUGAAUCAUUUUGUUUUCAUAUUCUUGGAAGAAUUUUGAUUGGUAAAAUAUGUGAUACUAUCUUAUGAGAAUUACAUAGGCAAGAAAUGUGGAUUGCUUUUUUCUUAAUGAUUAAUUUGACAAUGUUGGGAAUAAUUUGAAGUUUCUAAUAACUUGUAAUAGUUUUUAUUCACACUUUCAUGUCAAAUGGUCUAUUGUUAUAUAAUGGCUUUAGCAUUCUGGGUUUUAGAAGUGAUGACUUUAUAGUAAAUGGUUUUAUGCCACCUACAUUUUCCCAGUUUAAACGCCAUGAGGGAGCCUCAUCAAUGUCUGGAUUUCAACAAGUUUUACUUGUUGGACAGUCCCUCCCCGCCCCGCCCCCCCAUCUUUGGGAUUAAUGUUAACAAGUAUGUUCUAAUUUGAAUUCAGCCAGAUUCUGUCAUACUGGAGAACUGAGUUACAGUAUAAAUAGGAUUAGAUCAGUGGAUAGGUACCUGUUCUUUUCCAUCAAGUAUAAAAUUCAUUAAAUAGAGGUUGAGGGAAGCAAUAAGAAUUUAGUUUAAAUCAGCCCAGCUCAUUCCCUUGUUAGUAGCAGUGAGGAAUCUGACCAAAAAUUAGUGGGAUGCCUAGGGAAUUCUGAGGAGCAUUUCUAUCCAGGUAUAGUGUUGUUAAAGCAGAACCACAUCUGCCAUAAUUUCAUGAAUUUACAGUCAUCUUUUAGACAAAACACUGGCAUAAUCCCUUGUGGUGACUAGAGAAUUCUUUUUGAAAGGAUACCAGAUAAAACACUUAAUAUUUAGGAUAAUUACAGUUUAUUAUUUUGGAGCUGUGCUGACCAAUGCCUUCUUGACAUAUAUUAUAGAAUUUUAGAGCUUAGAACCUUAGAGAUCUUGGGGGCUGACAGGUCUAAAUCAGUAAUAAGAUUUUUUAAAAAGCAUUUCUUCCCAGGACUGUUCUUAAUCUAAAAUUUCAGGAGUCUUUAAGAUUUGUCAUACUUUAGGUCCCUUAUUUUUGUUUUCAUGCCUUAAAGUAUACUAAUAAAUACUUAAAAUAAGCAGAAUAUAUUUGGAAGGUAUUUAAGGACCUUUCAGUACCUUAGGGAUAGCCAUCAUUAUAUAUGGACACUAAUCAUCGAUGUAUUGUGAAAAAGUGAUCUGGUUAUUUACUUUUUGGAUAAAUUGAGCUUGCUAUUUAUAAAAUUUUUUUUCCUUGCUCUGAUCUCUUAAAUUGCUGCGACUUCUUGGAUUUCUUUGAGCUGGAAUUAAAUUUGAGCAAAUAUAGAACUAAGUGUCAUUAACAAACAUUUUGUGAUUUUUUUUUUAACCCUUACCUUUUCUUAGAAUUGAUACUAAAUAUCAAUUCCAAGGCAUAAGAGUGGUAGGGACUAGGCAGUUGGUGUUGAGUGACCUACCCAGGGUCAUACAGCUUUCAGAAGUGUUUGGAUUCAGACCUCCCAUCUAUGGUUUGGCUUUCUAUCUGCUGAACACCUAGCUGCCUUUAUGCUUUAUUUUCAACUGAGAUUUUUGUUGUCUGUUAUUAAAUUGCAGGGAAGUCAAUUGAAAACAUACUCUAGCCCCUGAGUGUACAUUGAAAAUCUAAGUUGUAAAUAUCAGUUAAAUCAUACUUGUGCUCUAAGUUAUUAAUGUUUUUUCUAAUUGCAUUAUGCAAAUUAUUGGUAGCAUCAAGGAAAUAAGCCAACUUUAAUCAUUUUUGUAGAUAUUGCAUCUUUGGCUUUUAGAAGUUGAUAUAACUUGGGAUAUUUAUGAAGUUUGCAUAUUAUGGGAGAGUAUAAUACAAUUUGAUUUUUUUGUUGAGGCAGCAAUGGAAAUUUUCAUACUAGUAAUGUGCUAUCAGAAACAUCAGAGAACAAAUAUUAAAAAAUAGAUGAACAUUGAAGAAAAUAUGGGCACGUAAAAAUUCUUAAGCUAUAAAUUAAAAAAAAGAGUACAAUUCAAAAUAUUAAAGAUCUGAACCCACAUUUAUUAUGUGUAAAACAAACAUUGAGCACUAAUUAUGUGUUACUAUUGGAACCAUGAAAGGGAGAUGCAAAUCCUGUAAGACAUAAAGUUUGUCAUUGAAGUUUUAAAAUAAUUUGAAUUGUUUUCAAGAAAGAAUAGGUGUUUGAAUUAACAGGUAGUUAUACUAGUUUAACAUGGUUUGUCUAUAAUGAUUUUAGAUAGAAUUAUGCCUGUUUUGACAAAAUGUUCUGGUCAAAAAAAAAAAAAGACUUUAAAGAUAUGAUUCAUGGAGUCUCAAUUAGUUAUAGUUGUGUUUAUUUAAAAACAAAACCCAAAUUAGCUUUCAGUAAUCAUAAAAAACAAAACAAAACAACUCCUACCUUUUCCUUUAAAAAAAAAAAACAUUAUUCCAUAUUCUGACUUGUUGAAAAUUUUCCAUUUUCUAGAGUUCUAGUUUCUUUUUUAUUUUUCUUAAUGGUUUUUUUGAAAUCCUGCCUCCUGUAUGAAUGGGGGAGAAUGACUAAGCAGGCAUGUUGCUAAUUCUCUUUCCUCAAAAUUUACAUUAGCGUUCUAUAUUAUCAUUAUUGGUAUAGGAAAAAACUUGUAAAGUGUUUUAUCCCGUUUGAGCCCGUACAUCAACCAUAGUUUAGCUUUGCCUAUUUUACAGUGGUAAUAUAUGUUGAGGGACUAAAAACUUUAAUCUCUGACCUUCAGUGGCAGGGUGGGAGUUGCCUAGUCAUGUGAAUGUAAUAUUUUUAUGUGUUGUACAGCUUUGUUAAGUAGUGUUAGGAUUUAGUGCUCUGAUAACUUAUGGACAUUCAGGGGAAUAUUAUUUCAAAGGUAGAUUAGAUUUGUUCUCUUGUAUUGCAGAGGCCGGAAAUUCGUAGUAAGCAUAUUUUGGCUUUAUCGAAAUUAACUUUAUUAGAGGUCUCCAAAAUUUUUAGUGGGCUGCCUAUCAGUGAGCUCCCUAUGAUUAAUGCAUUCUUUUCAGGUUGUCUGUUUUUCUUUCUUUCUUUUUUUUUGCUUUGGUAGGUAUAUUAAACUAGUUGGACUCCAGGAAAACUUCAGGAAAAAUGUAAAAUGCUAUAGAAAUAACUUGAAGUGAAUGGAGAUGGAUUUUGUUAAUGUUAGUACUGGCUACAGAGUAUUUCCUUGUAUUUUGCUUUUCCACUUUGAAGUAUUAUGAGAAACUGUCAAACUUUUCUGCCUUUUAAAAAAUCAUUUCUAAUAAUUUGGUAGCUUUCCUCCCUCAGCUUAAUGUUAUCUGUAUCAUAGUUAUUUUGAAAGGGACAGUAGUUGAGUAACUGAGUCUUUGACUCACCCUGUAGAUAAUUUGUUUAGCAAUAGUGUUUGCUUACUUAUGGGAGGCACUGACGUUCAGGGAAUAGAUAUAAAAUCACAGCAAAGUUGUAAUAAGUACAAUUUUAUUUUCAUAUUUGUUGGUUAUUAGUAUCUUAGUUUUACGUAAUGUUAUUUUCUUCCUUUAGCUGUGUACUUGAUUUCAUUAUUGUGAACAUCCUGAAAUUAAAUGCCAGUUUCAGGUAAUUCAAGUGCUUUUAUGAGUACUCCAUACUGUCUUGAACCAACGUACGCUGCAAACACAGUCUGCAGCAUUAUGGGAAAGACCAUCUUUUUAAAGAUAGGUUGAGAGACUGUAAUCCAGUAGGUCCAAAUAUUUCCUCUCUGUGGUAAUGGAGCUGAGUUGUACCUAAAAGGAAAAUAGGAUUGAACCAAAAAUUUACAAAAAUCUGGAAAAAUGUGUUAGUUUUUGUUGGAUAUGACAAUCUACAAAGUAGAAAUUGGGUAUUUUGUCAUAUAUACAUUUCUGGAUAAAGAUGAGAAAAGGUAGUCUACAAGAAUGUAAUGAUUUGUCCACAGGAUUAUUCAUAAAAUGAACCCCCACUCCCCCCAGACUAGUAAAUAAAGUGGUUAACUAUUGAGAAAGUGCCUCCUUUUCCAGAAUGGGUUAGGGAAAAAGUACUAGAAUAGAAUCACCUAAUCUGAAACUUCAAGUGGGUCCUGCAUAGAGGUGACUCUUGGGUCUUGAAAGCUAUGCCUUCAAUGCAUAAACUCCCAAGUCUUGUUAAAACCUUUCAAGUGUGAGUAUGAUUAAUGGCAUAUUGGAGAAGUGUGGGUCACAGUAAUUAGAGGUCCACAAAUUGGGGAAAGUAUUAUCAACACAGACAAAAUUAUAUUGUUCCUUUAAUGGAAAUGUUUUAUUUUAAGAGUAGUUAACACUGUAAGAGAUGCUCAGUUUUUUUUUUUAUUUAAAUCUGAUCUCUAGAACAGUGUCUGGCCAGCUAAAUGAUUCCAAAGUUAAUCUAGUAGCUGUGCCCAACAAGACCAUUAGAUGAAUAGUUUUUACAGGGUGACAGAAUAUUAUUGAAGCCUUCUAAGGAAAAAACAAAUGCCUUCUGAGGGGGAAAAAGUUAUAGCUAAAUGAAAAGGCUGGCAUGGAGAAGUAAACUAUUUGCCUAAGGUUAUUUUAUAUCAAGCAGCCAAGUUAAAUCUCCCAAGUUUUAAUUUGAUGUGUUUUUUUUUUAAAAUGAGAAAUGAAUUUACUAUUCAUUUACUUUGUAAAAGAAAACUGUUAAUAAACUCAACCCCAGUUCAAAGUUACCUAAUUUGAUAGGGGAGCAGUUAGUGGUAGGAAUACAGCAAACAUACCUGGCUGCCAGAGCACCAUUUAUUGGUAUGGCCAAAACAACAGGGUAGAUACCUCCGAUUAUCAUACCAGUCAGUCCGCCUCUUAAGAGAGUACAGAGUUCACAGCUUAGAUUACCUAGAAAAUAAAACUCUUUGUUUUCUGGAAUGAGGAAUUAAAGACAUGCCACUUCCCACAGAACUAUCAAUUGUAUAUCACAAUUGAUUACAAUUUCAUUAAGUUUGAUUUAAACCAUUAAAUUAUGCAAAAGAUUUUUUCAACAUUUUAAUCAAAUGUAAAAAUGAUACAGUUCAUUCCAUUUGUCAAGUUUUCAGUCAGAAAUAGAAGGUACAAGAAAUAGUCCAGAUAAUAAUAGUGUCUUCCUCUUUUGCUGACAUGUGAACAUGCUUCAAGAUUCUGAUCAUUUGAUUCUAUAAUCUGAACUCAGUUUUAUAUUCUCAAUUUGAAUGACUUCUUAAGAGUUUCUAGUGUCAUAAAACUCAAGGAAUCUCAUCCAAGGGACUGAAAAGGAAAUAGCCAAUCCCAAAUUAAAUAAAAGCUGCAAAAUCCCAUCCCUGUAAUGCCAAAUUAGUUUUCUACACUCUACUAGUUGCCCAUUUCCUAUAAUUGGCUUCCUUGAUUAGUACACCUUCAAACCUUUAGUUUACUAGUAGUCUUAAAACUAUUUUUUCCUUUUUGCAAGUGCAGUUUUUUACCUAGCAAAUUCAAGGGUUGGGAUAGAGAUAUUAUAGACAUAGCCACUAUGAAAGCACUUUAUUUAAGACCAUUCAACUUAUGAGAGCACACUGGUCGUAUUUCAUUAUAAUUGCCAUCUGUAUACUCAACACACUUCUAAGUACCCUUGAGAUGGUCCUUUUCCUUAUGCGUGUGUGUGUAUGUAUGUGUAUUUUAGCACAAGAUAUUAAGUAACCUGAUUAAGAGGAUAAGGCAUAUACCUUAAAUCAACUAAAAGAUCUUGGUCUACACCUGCCAAUACAAAGUGUUCAAGUGUCAAGAUUCACUAUGAAGCUUUUGUUGCAACCAAGUUAUUUUCUGUGCAUGGAGUCAGGGAACAAUUUCGAUGAACUCUACUAAAGCCUAACUUUUAUAAUCUUUUAAUUUUACAAAAUUGCAGCAAAUUAAAACCACACAAAAUCCUUGGAAAUAUUAAAUAUAAUUUACCUGAACUCAAAGGUAAACUUACAGCAUUCUGGUAAGUUAUGUGGGUUGACAAAAAUGGGAGAACAGCCAUUGGUAAAGCUGAUGCUAUUCGAGCAUGUGUCACAUUUAAAACGCGUCUAAAAAAACUAUUUGCUAUUAGGCCACAAAAAGCAGCAUUUAGUCCAACAUAAGCUGAUCCGGUCAUAAAUAAAUUCCUAAGAAAGAAGAGAGAAAAUUGUCAGAACUUUUCUAAAUACUUAAAUGUUAUCAACAGCUAAUGUUUUGUAGAAUUUAAACCUUUUGGAGGAUGUCUAGAAAGUAAGAGCCUGUGCAACUUCUAAUUUGUACUUUCCUACCAUUUUUUGAUUUGUAAGCCAAGUUUAUAAUUCUCUAAUGAAGCUAGAUUUGAAAGUAUACUAGAGCCAGCGAAUGAGAUAUUGUGGACUGGCAAGCAAAUACACGGAUACGGUUUCUGUAUCAAAGAAGACGAUUGGACUUUGGAGUCAAAGGUUAUUAAAAGGGUUCUACUAUAUUUCACAUACAAUACCCUCAAAUAGAAAGAUUUUACUUGGGAGUAUUCAUUUCACAAAUAAGAAUAGGUUGGCCUCCGAAAUAAAAUCUGUAUAAAGCAUACUUUUUUUUUUUUUGCCAAACUCAGAAUGAACAUAAUAUCAGCACUGGGAAAUUUAGAAAACUUUUGGUCAAACUUCCCUCUCAAUUUCUCCUAACCCUUUAUACUCCUUAUGUUGUGGGGAGAGGAUGACGACUUAGCCACGA
Monodelphis domestica (gray short-tailed opossum) is the source of this 8826-nucleotide messenger RNA. Lineage: Eukaryota; Metazoa; Chordata; Mammalia; Didelphimorphia; Didelphidae. The record is from RefSeq and is a predicted model, not a curated record.